AGCCGGUGGCAGUGAAAUGGAACGUCACGGUUAAUCAGGCACCGUUGUAAACCGUUCAACCUAGAGCGAGGUCAAACCUAGUCAUUCUCAUCGCGACCGCCGAGGUGUGCGCAUCUACUCGUCAAGCAAUGACAGAAUACGCCACAAAAGGAGUGGCGAAAAUAAGGUUCGAAGCAAUCUACUGUUACCGUCAACAUGCGUUAUAUUGUUGCAGUAUGAAGUUCUUCACAUUGAGUACGAGGUAGCGCUCGUUCUCAAGACACAAAUUUAACAUUGAAUGAUAAAUCUAUUCUAUACUUCGUCUGUGGUUAGGAUUUUGCAGUGAAAAUGUGUUUUAUUUAUGCAUAUAUACCAUAUGUUGUAAUUUUAUAGAAGCAAAUUAUGGUAUUCUGAUUUCUUUUUUCCUGAAAAAGUAUAUACAUACUACAUAUUAUGAUUAAGUUUAUAUAUUAUUUCAUUACCCAGUAUAAAUAUAAUAUAAAGUGAAAAAAGAGAAGCGACAAAUAUAUUGAUACAUAUAAUUACUAUGGAUCAAUAGUAAAAAAAUAAAGAUAAAAGUUUGCAUUUGAUGUAUAGUUAAAUUAAAACUUUUUAAAUGUAUAUUUAAAGCAAUAAUAUUAUAAGUAUAUAAUGAAAGCAUUUCCUCAAACCAUUGCAAAAAUUUGCCCAUUUAUUACUCUAUUAUAUAGCGUAACUAAUGUCAUUCUAACAAUAUAUAUUAAUGAAAAAAUUACUCCAGUUUUCAUAUUUUUUUGUAUCCAAGUAUAUUUAAAUUGGUAUUCUGUGUAUACCAUAAGCCAUAAUGCAACAACUAUGGAAGUUAAAGCAAUGGGAAAGAAAUUUUUAAUACAUAAUAGAACAGAUAAUAGUACAGAAUAUAAAUAUUGGUACUGCGAAAAAUGUGCUACUUAUACAUGUAAACCAACGCAGCAUUGCAUCUUUUGUAAAAAAUGUUUUCAUUUUAGAGAUCAUCAUUGUUUUUUUUUAGGUGCUUGCAUAUUAAGACAAAAUAUAGGUAAUUUUAUCUUAUUUUGUUUUUAUACAUCAUUAACAUGCAUAUAUUCAUUAUGUACUCUUGGGCCAUAUCUAUAUGAAAAUAUUAAUCGUGUAAUAAGAACAGACACAGAUUCAUUCAAUAUAUUUCUGAACUUCUGUUUUCCUAUCGCUCUUGUUAGAUUAUUACAUUUUAAAGAAAACACAUAUAUAUUGCUGGUUACUAUGUUCGAUGUACUAGUUUCCAUUUUAUGUAUUUGUUUGGUGUAUGCAACUUGGAAGCUGCACAGUUGUAUGACCGGUAAACAACGAUAUGCAAACAUAUCAGGCAGACAAAGUUUGAAAGAAAUUUUCGGAAGUUACGGUCUUUCAAACAUUAUUUUUCCAUAUAAUGGGCUUAUAGGCACUAGAGAUCUUAAUGGAAAAUAUGAAUUGAAACAAGUAUAAAUGCAUGUAAUUAUAAACAUAAAUCAGUAAAUUAAUAUACCAUAUAAAACAUGUUUAUACAUUUUUAUACAUGUAUGUACAUAUAUAAGAUAAAAUACAUAUUUCUUAAUCAUUAUAAAUUGUAUUAUAAUAAAUAUCACACAUAUUUAAUACAGUUACACAUCAAUCUUCAUACAUCAUACUACACUCUUUAUAUAAAUUUUUACAAAUACAUUUAAACAAUUGCAAUAUAUUAUGGCGUAUAAAAUAAUUU
Molecule: messenger RNA, 1693 nt
Organism: Osmia lignaria (orchard mason bee)
Lineage: Eukaryota; Metazoa; Arthropoda; Insecta; Hymenoptera; Megachilidae
Product: palmitoyltransferase ZDHHC22-like
Molecular function (GO): palmitoyltransferase activity
Source: RefSeq, a predicted model, not a curated record